AUGCCUCGCAAAUCAAAGAAAUCUGGCUCCAGGAAGUCCCUGGAGCAGAAACAGAGAAUGCAAGAGAGGAGGCAUCAGGCAAAGGAGAGCGUCAACUCUAUAAAAGGUCCAGAAGAGAGCGUCAACUCUAUAAAAGGUCCAGAAGAGAGCGUCACCUCUAUAAAAGGUCCAAAAGAGAGCGUCAACUCUAUAAAAGGUCCAGAAGAGAGCGUCAACUCUAUAAAAGGUCCAGAAGAGAGCGUCAACUCUAUAAAAGGUCCUAGAAAUAAGAGCAACAACUCUAUAAAAGGUCCAAAAGAGAGCGUCACCUCUAUAAAAGGUCCAAAAGAGAGCGUCACCUCUAUAAAAGGUCCAAAAGAGAGCGUCAACUCUAUAAAAGGUCCUAGAAAUAAGAGCAACAACUCUAUAAAAUGUCCAGAAGAGAGCGUCAACUCUUUAAAAGAAAUUGUAGACAGUAACAUGUCGAGGUACGUUAAAGAUACGGAAAACUUAGAAGAUGCAGAAAGAGUGUUUGAUGCAAGAGGGCCACAAGAAGAUGAAUGGUGUGAACUAUGUCCUGAAACAGAAUUGGACAGACAAGAAUGUACCGCGGCAUUUAAUAUCAAGGGAUUAACUAUUCACAGUGCCCUUGGAAUAUUCAAAUCACUCUCAUUAGACCAUGCUUUGCUUAGUGAAGACAAACUAAACAGUUUGAGGUCAAAGUUAGAAAAUCUACAGAUUAUGAUUAUUGAUGAGAUUUCUAUGGUGAACAAACGGUUGUUAUUCUUUAUUCACGAAAGGCUACGUCAGAUAAAAAAAAUGCCGGAAAGUUGUCCAUUUGGAGGUGUAUCUUUAAUUGCAGUAGGCGAUUUUUAUCAGCUUCCACCAGUGAGAACAAAAACAAUUGACAAACUUUGUGUGAAUGACCCAUCCAAUCCAAUGAAUCAGUUAUGGAAUGAUUUGUUUUCAAUUGUUGAAUUAGACGAAAUAAUGCGUCAACGAGAAGAUCGUUAUUUUGCAGAGCUUUUAAACAGGUUGCGUGUUAAAAACAAGAAUGAGAAGCUGUCAGAGAUUGACAAAAUUACACUUCAGCAACGUAUACAAGAAGGUCCCAAUGAUGUUUUGCACAUCUGUUCAACAAAUGAAGAGAUUAAGGUAUUUAACAACGAAAUGAUAUUAAAAGUAUGUGGAGAGCCAAAACUAAUAGAAGCAGAAGACUACGUAAAGGAUAAAACAUCAGGAAAGCUUACCAGGAGAACUUCUCACUUUACAAAAACUGAUGUAUGUUUGCCGUCCUCUAUUCUUUUAGCCGAGGGAGCAAGGAUUAUGUUGAUUAGAAAUGAAGAUACUCUUGACGGACUUGUAAAUGGCGUGAUGGGUACUGUCAUGUGUAUUAGUUUUGAAUCAAUUUCUUCACUUCCAGAUAUUAUAUUCAUUCAUUUUGAUAAUGAAAGAAUUGGAGUUAAUGCUCAGAUUCAGAGGUUCAUUAAUGAAAGGAGAUGUGUUGGUUUACGUCCUUCAUGUGAGCAGGUACCUGUAAAAAACGGGGUCAGAAAACAAUAUCCACUCCAGUUGGCAUGGGCAUGUACUAUUCACAAAGUUCAAGGGAUGACGGUAAAAGAUUGCGUCGUUGAUUUGAACAAAUGUUUUGCAUAUGGACAAGCAUAUGUUGCUUUAAGCAGAGCAACCUCAAUUGAUGGACUAUAUUUGAAGAACAUUGAUAUAGAAAAGCUGGAAAAAAGAUAUUUUGUGACCCUGAUAUCAUCAAAGGGAUAUCUUCAAUGA
Messenger RNA from Magallana angulata, 1764 nucleotides. RefSeq lists its product as uncharacterized. Gene Ontology annotation, biological process: telomere maintenance; DNA repair. The transcript is spliced from 3 exons. NCBI's taxonomy places the organism in Eukaryota, Metazoa, Mollusca, Bivalvia, Ostreida, Ostreidae. Gene Ontology annotation, molecular function: DNA helicase activity. The coding region runs from base 1 to 1764 and encodes 587 amino acids. The record is from RefSeq and is a predicted model, not a curated record.